Miscanthus lutarioriparius is the source of this 2883-nucleotide messenger RNA. The record is from the annotation of a GenBank genome assembly. Lineage: Eukaryota; Viridiplantae; Streptophyta; Magnoliopsida; Poales; Poaceae.
AUGGAGGCUGCCGUGGUCAGCGCAUCUCACGGUGCUAUGGGAUCCCUGAUAGGGAAGCUUGGUGAUUUGCUCACAGCAGAGUACAAGCUGCUCAAAGAAGCUAAAGGACAGAUCAUGUUCCUUAAAGCUGAGCUCGAGAGCAUGCACGCGUUCCUGAAGAAGAUGUCAGACAUGGAAGAGCCUGACGAGCAAGACAAGUGCUGGGUGAAGGAGGUACGUGAACUCUCCUACGACAUGGAUGAUAGUAUCAGUGACUUCCUACACCGUGUCGGGCACAAGUACAACAGCAUACCACAUGGAUUCAAGGGGUUCAUGGAUAGAUGCAUGAGCCUGUUGACAGCCAUGAACACUCGGCAUCAGAUUGCCAAAGAGCUGGAAGGCCUCAGGAGUCGUGUCAUGGAGGUGAACGAGCGACGCAAGAGGUACAAGGUCGAAGAAGCUGUUUCCAAGCCAAACAACACAGUCGUCGAUUCUCGUGUGUUGGCACUCCAUGCAGAGUCAACCAGCCUUGUUGGUAUCAAGGAGCCGAGGGACCAGCUUAUAAAAUUGAUGGACCAAGACAAUGUGCCUUCACCUCAGCUAAAGGUGCUCUCUAUUGUCGGAUUUGGAGGUCUUGGAAAAACUACCCUUGCAAAUACGAUUUAUCGCAAGCAAGAGGGCUUGUUCCUGUGUCGAGCUUUUAUUUCUGUGUCACAAAAACCAAAUAUUAGGAAGGUACUAAGGACUAUACUAUCUCAAGUUGGCUUUGAACCUCCUAUGAACACCAACAUGGAAAUGUGGGAAGAGUCCGAAUUGAUUAGGACACUGCAAAAUUUUCUUUUGGAUAAGAGGUACUUCAUUGUAAUUGAUGACAUAUGGGAUGCUCCUUCAUGGGAUAUGAUAAGAUGUGGUCUUCCAGAGGGUAUGAAUGGUAGCAGAGUAAUCACGACUACACGAAUUGAGACCGUCGCUAGAGCAUGCUGCACUAAUCGCUCUGAAUAUGUUUAUAAGAUGAGGCCACUUAAUGAACAAGGCUCAAGAAGGUUAUUCUUCAAAAGAAUUUUUGGUUCGGAGGAUGCUUGCCCUCCUUAUUUGAAAGAAGUUUCAGCAGAAAUUUUAAUAAGAUGUGGUGGCUUACCUCUUGCAAUUAUCACAAUAUCUAGCCUUUUAGCCAAUGAGCAAAAUAAACUGAAGGACCGGUGGGAGUAUGUGAAAAACUCUCUAGGGUCAAACUUUGAAGUGAGCCCAAGCUUGGAUGGCAUGAGACAAAUAUUAAACCUCAGCUACAUAAACCUUCCUCAUUAUUUGAAGACUUGUAUGCUAUAUCUAGGCAUUUAUCCAGAGGACUACACAAUCAAUAAGAAUGAUUUGGUUAGACAGUGGGUAAGUGAAGGUUUUAUAUGUGAAGCUCGUGGGACAGAUCCAGAGGAUAUUGCAAAGAGCUAUUUUAAUGAACUCAUCAAUAGGAGUUUGAUUCAGCCCAUAGACACAGAAUAUAAUGGUGAGGUAACGUCUUGCAGGGUUCAUGACAUGAUGCUUGAUCUUAUCCUACAUAAAUCCAGAGAAGAUAAUUUUAUCACUGUAAUAGAUGGCAUACAAGAUUUGACAAGACAACACAACAAGAUCCGUCGACUCUCACUCAGUUUGGAUGGUGCAAUAGAUGAAAGAGUAGGAAGAUCCUUCCAGCUAUCCCAAACACGAAUGCUAGCAAGAUUUGGUACCUCUUUAUAUCUACCUCCUAUUUUACAGUUCAAGCAUCUCCGUGUUCUGACGAUUGAAAUUUCAUAUGGGCCCUUUUCAUCUGAACUACUGGACUUGAAUGGAAUAUGUCAUUUGUUUCAGCUGGAAUUCUUAAAGAUCAUAGCAAGUGGUCGUCAUGUGGUGUUACCAAGUAAAAUUGGACGACUGCAGCAACUGAAAACAUUUGAAAUAGAUGCUGCAGCAUCUAAAGGACAAUCAGAUCUGCAGCUACCAUCAGAUAUUGUUCAUUUGAGCCGUUUAUCGCAUCUGAUUGUUCCAAGCAAUGUAAUAUUGCCCAAUGGGGUCAGUAACAUGAAAUCAUUGCGUACUCUACGUUGCUUUGAUUUGAGAAACUCGCUAGACAGUAUCAAGGGUCUGAGGGAACUGACCAAUCUGACAAAUCUUGAAAUAUGUUAUAAGUACGACCCACCCACCAGUGACGAGUUUGCUGCAAGAUGUAGGGAACUUGUGCACGCCCUUGGAAACAUUUGUAGCCUCAAAUAUCUACUUAUUCGUACUAAUUUUGACCUACCUGUCAGUGCCUGCUUAGAUGAUGUACGGUGUCCAGUCCCGGCUUCUUUCAUUCAUCUCCAGAGCUUCCAUGCAAAGUUCUUUCCCUGGUUCUCGAGGGUUCCUGGAUGGAUUGGCCAGCACCAUAGCCUCUAUGACCUGCAGCUUAAUGUUCAGGAUGUGUAUGAGGAUGACCUUGGGAUGCUCUCACAAUUGCCCUCCCUUGUCUGCCUCCACUUGCACAUCCACGGGACUCCUAAAGACAAGAUCAUCAUCUGUGGAAGAGGAUUCCCUGUUCUCAAGCAUUUUACAGUUGGCUGUAUCAGGAUAUCGUACCUGACCUUCGAGGCAGGGGCGAUGCCGAAGAUUGAAAGGCUCGAGCUACGUUUCAAUGCACACAGAUGGGGCAGGUAUGGUGGCGUGCCUGCUGGCAUCGAGCACCUAUCAGGCCUCAAGGAAAUCAUCGGAGACAUUGGGGGUCUACAUGCAAAGGGAUCCAAUAGAAGGGCUGCAGUGUCUGCGCUGAGGGACGUGGCUCGCCUGCACCCAGGUCACCCUGUAUCCAGCAUCAGAUCAAACCCCAUGAAGUAUUAUAAAUUUGAUGAGCCCCCGGAAGAAGAGGACGGGAAUAGUCAGAGUAGUAGCAGUGUCUGA